Puntigrus tetrazona (Sumatra barb) is the source of this 2034-nucleotide messenger RNA. RefSeq names its product regulator of microtubule dynamics 3 (gene rmdn3). Gene Ontology annotation, cellular component: spindle microtubule; cytoplasm; mitotic spindle pole. Gene Ontology annotation, molecular function: microtubule binding. The transcript has 12 exons. The record is from RefSeq and is a predicted model, not a curated record. Lineage: Eukaryota; Metazoa; Chordata; Actinopteri; Cypriniformes; Cyprinidae. Bases 255 to 1685 code for a protein of 476 amino acids.
AGGGCGCGCUAAUGCUCUCCCUCUCUCACGCAAACGCUCCUGACGCCUCCUGUCAAACAGCGUGAGUUUGAUGGGAUUGAGAUAUUUAGUCUUUAAAUAAAUAAUCGAGAAUUACAGGAUGAGCCGGAGCUGUGUUUACAUCUCUGAAUCAUGAGGAUAACGAGGGAUAACGCGACGGCUAGUUAGAUCCGCGUGAGAGAAACGCAGAUGCGCCGAUAGCAGAGGAUUCAGGGGGAUUUUACGCGCGGUCGGCGAUGAGCUGGCUCGGCAGGAACGCCGCGAUCGGUCUCGGCGUCGGUGUGACGAUCAGCACCGGCCUGAUCGCAUUAUUGAUCAUUAAGGAAGCUCUCAGGAGGAGAAACCGCCGCGGCCGCCUGGUGCUUCACAACGCGAGCUCCGCGCUGCCGAACGACAUCGUAGACUCCGCCGUGAGCGGGUUGUCUCCUGAGCAGCAGGUGGAGCUGAGGAAGACUCUGGAUGAGGUGAUGAAGAGCGUGUCCGGUCUGAGGAACGAGAUCGCGGAGCUUCGAGAGGGUCUGAGGGACAUCAGCGCCACCAUCGCUGAAGACGUCAAGAAGACGGUGGAGGAAAGUCAGAGAUCGCGUCGGAGGCGUACGCUGAUGCCGAGGGAGCGCUCCGAGUCCAUGAGCUCCAGCUCCAUUUACUUCACCGCCAGCGCCGGGGUCGCCAGCCUCUGUGACGACAGCGAGGUCGGAUACUCCACGGCUUACUCCAACGCAGAGUCCGAUUACACAGACCGAGAGACGGAUCGCGAUGGUGAGGACGAUGGGAGGGACUCGGAGGAGGAGGAGGAGGAUGAAGAUGAAGAUGAAGAUGAGAGCUGCGCUACUGUGCUCACGCUGAGACACGACGACUCGCAGGCUGAGGAGGAGGACGAUGAAGAGGCCGGGCUCAUGGUGGACUGUUUAGCAGAUAUUCCUAGCCCUGAACUCGCCCUCCUGCUCGCCCAGUGUGAUCUGCUGCAUGCAGGGGAUUCUGGGAAAAAAGCAGAGGGCUUCCAGCUCUUGAUGGAGAACAGACCCCUGUAUGCUGAUAACGUGGAGUUCAUGUGGCGACUGGCUCGUGCCUACAGCGACAUGUGUGAGACAGCGGACAACAGAGAAGAAAAGAGAAACUACGCCGAGCAAGGCCAUUAUGAGGCAGAGGCGGCGCUGACGAGGAACGAACUGAGCGCUGAUUGUCACAAGUGGUUUGCCAUCCUGGCGCGGUUGUCUUCACAGUACGAGAGCAUUCACGGAAAAAUGAAAAGCGGUCGCGUGCUGAAGGAGCAUUUGGACCGAGCUUUGGCUUUACGCGACGACGAUCCCAUCUGUUUCUAUCUGCUCGGCCGUUGGUGUUUAGAGGUGAGCUCUCUGGGUUGGCUGGAGAGGAAAACCGCUGCUACGCUUUAUGCUACUCCUCCCACAUCCUCAGUGAAUGAAGCUCUGGAGAACUUCCUCAAGGCAGAAGAAUUAAAUCCAGGCUUCUCCAAAAUAGUUCGCCUUUAUAUCGCCAAGUGUCAUAAGGAGCUAGGAAAUGUAUCAGAGGCCAGGAAUUGGGUCCAGUUAGCUCUGAGCACACCAGUAGGAACCAAUGAGGAUUCAGACAGCGCAGCUUUACAGGAAGAGCUGAAGCCUUUGGCUGACAAUACAACGGACCAACCAAUAAGCAGUAUGAAUAAUUAGGGUGGAGUCUGAAAAUUGUCUAACGUAAACUUUUUACAUUUUAUGUGGUACGUGCUCUAUUUAUUUAACGUUAUUUGCAGUUGUGCAUUGUUAAAACAUAUUUUUAGUAAUCUAUAAAAUAUUAUAUUACUAUAAAUAUUCUAUUAAAAUUGUUUGCUAUUGUUCACAUAUCUUCACAAAACACUGCAUUUCAUUCCCUACGAAAGAUGAAGGCAUCGUAUCGUUCCUAAUUCUUAAUAUGCUGUGAAAUUAAGCAUUUAAUUGUUUAAACGAAAUGACUGAUGUAUGAUUUCGUUUUGACGUGAUGUGAAUUCCUGAAAGAUGACAAUAAAAUAGCACAUUUAUCUCA